This is a messenger RNA of Cavia porcellus (domestic guinea pig), 5919 nucleotides long. RefSeq names its product transmembrane protein 237 (gene Tmem237). The record is from RefSeq and is a predicted model, not a curated record. Gene Ontology annotation, biological process: cilium assembly. The transcript is spliced from 12 exons. NCBI's taxonomy places the organism in Eukaryota, Metazoa, Chordata, Mammalia, Rodentia, Caviidae. Bases 71 to 1354 code for a protein of 427 amino acids. Gene Ontology annotation, cellular component: ciliary transition zone.
CGACGCAGCCUUAUGACGCAAGGCACCGAAGCGCGCGGUCCGGCUGCGGUGGGCUUCGCGGCGCAAUCUGAUGACACGUAGCAUCAGGGCGCGCGGCCCGGCCGAGGAUGAAGCUGCUUGCUCCUGGGCGCAGCUUCUAGCGCCAUGGGGAAAACACAGGUGUGUCCUCCACGAGCUCUUCCACCCAUACCGAGAUGAUAUUCCACUUAGUCAUCCUAAGAAAAAGAAGUCUAGACCAAAAAGCUUGAGAGUUCUGAAUAUUGUGUCUGCAGCUAAUGCUUCUUCAGAAGGCCUCGCAGAUCCUGUCCUUCACAGGCCGCCUGAGGGCAGUGAGCCCCCAGAUGCAGAACUCCAAGAGCACCCAGAAGCUCAUGCUCAGAGGAGGCAGAAGAAAGCAAGGCCGCCUGCUGACCGUGAGACUUCACUCACCCAAAAGAAGACAUCUAGUCCAGCUUUAUUACGAAAUGAAAAUGGUACUGAUGUGAACCCAGCUGAGGAGGCAGUUACUCAAAAACCUCGAAGGAAGGCAAAGAAAAGCAAGCCAGCAGAGGUGCAGUAUGCUAAUGAGCUAGGAGUAGAAGAUGAAGACAUAAUUACUGAUGAGCAAAGAAUUCCAGAACAGCAGUCUAGAUUCACUGCACCCAUUGGAGUUAGCCAGCCUGUCGGAAAAGUGUUCAUAGAAAAAAGCCGGCGAUUCCAGGCUGCUGAUCGUUCUGAGUUGAUAAAGACCACAGAAACUAUAGACGUGACCAUGGACAUGAAGCCUUCCUGGACCACCAGAGACGUGGCACUUUCCAUGCACCGGGCUUUCAGGAUGAUCGGUCUCUUCUCUCACGGCUUCCUGGCGGGCUGUGCUGUGUGGAAUAUUGUUGUGAUUUAUGUGCUAGCAGGAGAGCAGCUGUCCAACCUGCCUAAUCUACUGCAGCAGUACAAGACUUUAGCAUAUCCAUUCCAGAGUCUCCUGUACUUGCUUUUGGCUCUAAGUACAGUCUCGGCUCUUGACAGAAUUGACUUUGCUAAGACAUCAGUAGCAAUCCGAAGUUUUUUUGCCCUGGACCCAACAGCCUUAGCAUCUUUUUCAUACUUUACUGCUCUUAUACUGUCUCUGAGUCAGCAAAUGACAAGUGACAGGAUCCACCUUUAUGCAUCUUCUGUUAACAGCAGCCUCUGGGCAGCAGGAAUCGAGGAGCAGAUUCUGCAGCCGUGGAUUGUGGUGAAUUUGGUGGUGGCCCUUCUGGUGGGAUUGUCUUGGCUGUUUUUGUCUCAUAGGCCAGGCAUGGAUCUUAGUGAAGAGUUAAUGUUCUUCUGCGAUGUGGAAGAGUAUCCUGAGAAAAGCAGCAAAGCGUCUUCUUAGUAUCAGCUCAUCUGCAGAGGAGUGAUGACCCAGUAUUUUUCCCGCUUUUCAAAAAAAGAACCUUAUAAGAUAUGUAUAUUUAUACUUUUUUAUUAUUGAAAAAUUUUUUGUGAUUGAAAAAUUUCUCAAGAUUAUGGAAACGUUAAAAUUCUUUCAAUUUAUAUGAAAAGUUAAUUUCAUUAGCCUUAUUAAUGACAAAAGAGAGAAUGAAUUAGAAAUCAGCAGAUAAAAGUAUUUAUUUCUUGCUCUCUCAAAUUUAGUUAUUUUCAUAUUUAGUAUCUUACGAGUAAUUUAAAAAGCUACCUAAUGUUAGUGUUACAAAAUGUAAAUAAAAUUUAAUUACAAAUUUAAGAAAUAGAAGGUAAAAAAGGAUUUUAUUGUUUUGUUGUCUCCUUACUGAACAAGUUGAAAUAUAAAGUUUUGUCUUUUCUGAAUCUGACUUAGUAGUUGUCUGUCAUGUGAUUAUAAUGUAAUUUUAAGAUGCUUUGCUUUAUUGCUAAUGAGACAGAAAUAGAUCUUUCUGUUUGACAGUUUUAUAACCUAAAAAGUUUAUUUCUCUUCAAAAUCUGUAACAGUUAUUCCUCCAUCUGGUUGCUCAUUGGAAACGUUUAGGGACAUAGCUUAUAAAAUAUGUAAAGAGAAACCAAGCUCCUGGUGGACCUCUGCAAUACCCUUUUCUGGUAGGAUUGUUUGUUUUGAAUAACAAGAAAUUAGAGCAGAAAAUCUCUAUUUCCUCACUGUUUAUCAGGAAGAUCUUUGGCUUUCCACUAACCCUGCUCCUGACCUGUGGCUCCUGCAGUACAAAGCUGUCUCCAGAGCUGUGUCCUGUGUUUUCCCCACUGGAAGCUCUGAGACCCAACAUUCAGAACAAUGACAAGGAUGCUGAGGGCAGGAGUAACUCAAAGGCUGUGGACCCCAGCAGUAGAACUGUCAGGCCUGCCCUCAUAAGCAGGCAGUGUGACGCUGUGGGCCAGAACAGGACUGACAGGUCAGUGGUAGGGUGGUAGGGACAGGUCCCCGAGGUAAGUUUAGAUUGGUGUGAGCACCAUAUUAGGAAUGUCUUUUGCUCUCUGUGAGGUGGGAGCUGCUGAGUAGAGUUUCCGUUUGCAGUCAGAGCUGUGAAUCUGCUAGCAAUUCUGAAGUCAUCGUGCCAGUUCUGGCUUUCACUGGAGUCACCAGGGGUUCACAUAUGGCAGUGAACUGUUGAGGAAGGAGUUCACAAUCCUCCCUGUCUGCAGAUGCAAAGAAGAUAUGCUCGGCAGACCCGAGCUUACCACACCAGAGCAGUGUCAUCAAGGAGCAACGUCGGAAAGCUGCUGCCAAUGUGGGGGGUUGCAGGGGCUUCCCAGUGUCUACCAAUUGAGUCCUCAUCCCCAAAACGCAAAUACAACGCUUUAUACAGCAAAAAGGAUAAAAAUGUGAUAAGAGUUUGAACCUUGAAAUGAGGGUAUUUUGUAUAUUACCCAGCUGUCCUAGUGUGGUUUUGUGAGCCCUGAGAUGCAGAACCUUUCAUUAUCUGUGGGCAGAGAAAGUUGUAUGCUAGAGAGUUGUGGUAGUGCUGGCUUUAAAGAUAGAGGGUGCCAUGAACCAAGAAUUUGUGUGACCUCUAGAAGUUGAGAAUGAACAUUGCUGACAGCAAGCAAAGAAGCAGAAGCAGGGCUCUCAAUCCCACAACUGCGAAGAAUUGAAUUUGACCAAUGUUUGAGGGAGCACAAAAGCUGAUCCUCCAAUAGAACUUCCAGAAUGGAUGCAGCUCUGUGGAUACCUUGAUUUUGGCCCAGUGAUACCGGCUCAAGGACAUGCAGAACUAAAUGGCAGAUGUGUACUUUGUAAGUUGAAAAAUUUGCUUCUACCAUUUGAGAGAAUAAGAAUCCUACAGCUGUCACUGAAUUGUGGAGCUGGGAAAGCUGGCUACACUGGUACUAGCAUAGGCCUACUUCCCUUUGCCCUCUUUCAGGUAAGAAAAAUAUGACCCAAAGUUCAUAUCUCCUGCUGAUUCCAGCAAACGUGAUCCGCAAGGUGAAUACGUACACAUUCUUCAUCGAGGAAAAACCAAUAGUGUCUGUCAAAGACUCCUCUGACCAUGAUGGUUGAGAAGCAUGAAAGUUCACUGCAAAUGAAUGUCUCCAGCAGGUGGGAAUAAAGUCACAAGGAUUAACUCAAGGCAAAUUGCUCACCCUGAAAAUAUCAGACCUGUUGAAUCUGAAGCUCUGAGAACAAGGCUUAGGUUUGUGGAGUGCAAAAAUUAAAAUAGAUAAAACAUUGUACCUGCUUUCUAGAAGCCAAGAAGCCAAUUAGCCACAGAUAGGAACAGGAAAGGGAAAAUGUAGGAAAGACUUACGGGUGGGUGUGAGUAGGUGCUUCAUAGGAUGGGUGGGAAGGGGACCCAGGUGAGUGAGCCCUGAGGACUUUUUAUUUAGAAAUUAUCAAAAAUGUGGAAAGAGUAUAUCUAUAAUCUAGGUCAACAUUGACAUGAUUAUUAAAUGUUUUGCAUUAUUUAUCUAGACAUGGCAGUGCAUGCCUAGAAUCCCAGGACUCUAAAGGCUGAGGCCAGAGGACCUGGGAUUUGAGGACCACCUCAUUAAUUUAGUGAUUUAAGAUCCACUCUCAAAAAACCAAAGUGCUGGACCGUGGCUCAGAUUCACGGGAAGGCCCCGAGUUCUUUCUGUCUCUAGUGAUCCCUAUCAGCACCAAAAGAAAAACAGCAUCACUGACUUUUUCUUGGCAUAUCCCUUUUUCUUCAAAACGUUUUGAAGUAUGUUGACAAACACCCAUAUUCCAAGCAGUUGGGAAGCUGAGACAGGAGGAUCAUCUUGAGUUCAAGGCCUGCCUAAACUAUAUAGCAAGACCCUGUCUCAAAAAAGCAAUAACAAACAACAACCAAAAAAAAGCAAUAACAACCACCAAAAAAGCCUUUUGAAAUUAAGUUGCUAACAUCAUGGCUCUUCACCUGAGUAUUUCAGCCUUCAUGUUCUAAACAUAAUAAUUGUCUGUAGACAUAAUACCAAGGCAACUAGAAUAUAAUAAUUCCAUAAUAUCUCUUAACUGUCCACUCAGAUUUUCCCAGUUACCUUUUGAGGCAUAGUAAAGAUUCACACAUUUCAUUCGGUUAUUUUCUUUCUCAUAUUUUAAAUUAAUUGCCUUUUUUUUCCCAUGAUAUUUUUUAAUGAAAAUUUUCACUGUGUGGAUUUAUCCAGUUGUAUACAGAGAUCCUUGUUCACUUUAUGAAUAUCUCCUAAAAACCUUUCUUGAAAAUAGAGUAACAUCAUAACCAGGAUAUUGACAUGGAUACACAUAACCAAUCUUACAUAGAUUUCCCAUUUUAUUUGUAUUUUGUCAGUUUAUGUUUAAAAUCUGUACAUUUGUCAUUCACGGAACUCUGUGUAUCUGCACAGUAGUCAAAGUACAACCAUUUCAGAAACCACAAGAGCCUCUCAUGUUGCUCUUUUAACCACAUACAUCUCCCUCUUGCACCCCAAACUCUAACCCUUGGUAACCAUUAAUCUAUCUGCUAAUUUCUAAAAUUUGUCAUUUCAAUAAUGUUGAGUAGGUCAGAUCGCUGGGAUGCAGCCUUUUGGAACUGGCUGCUUUUCUGUCCAGUGUCACUCCCAGGAGAUCACCCCAGUUUUCAUUCCUUUUUCUUGCUGAGUAGUAAUCCAAGGUGUUACACCCUGUGCUUUGUUUUACCAUUCACAUUUGGAAUAGCAUCUAGGUUGACUUCAAUUUGGACUAUUAAAACUCCCAUGAAGCUGGGUGUGCUGAUGCAUGCCUGUAAUUCCUCCACUUGGGAGGCUGAGGCAGGAGAAUCAUUGCAAGUUCAGGACCAGCCUGGACUACAUAGUAAGCUUAAGGCCACCCUGAACUGCAUAGCAAGACUAUCUAAAAAAGACAAGAGGAAAAACCCUCACGUGCACAUUUGUGUACAACUUUUUGUGUGAACAUUUUUGUUUCUGUGAGGUAAGUUCCCAGGCACACAAUUGAUGGUUCCAUACAGCUACAUACUUCCUUUUUUACGAGUGUCCUCUUAGUAUAUUUACUACCUUCCUAUGACACUUUUUUUGGAGUGUCCAAGACUUUUGUUUUAGUAUCAUACUUAUAUUUUUGAUUGUCUGACUUUUCCCUACGUUUCAUUUGAUUUUUUUCUCAAUCUGAAUUUUCUUUAUACUGGACCUUAAGUCUCAAUGUUUGAUUAGAUCUGAUAUUUUAAAACAAGAUUAUUUCCUCAAUGCUGUUUUACACUUUUGUGGUUGCAUAAUCUGAAUCUUGAUGAGGGUCAGGUUCUGCCCCCCAAAGGACUAUCUUUUGAGAUUAAUAAAAUAGUGUGAACCCACUAAUAUGAAUGUGUGAAGUAAUACUUGGAGAUGGUCAGUUCUGCCUUUGGCAGUUACGUCUACAAGGUCAUACAACUUAAUAGGAACUUGGCUUUUGAGCUGACCCUUAAAUAGAAUAGGUCCCAAAUAAAAUAGCAAAAUGUAGUAAUUUUGAGCUAUAACAGUGCACAUUGGAGAUUGUUAGUAUCUAUAUUAAAUUCAAAGGCUAUGGUCAAUAAAGAAAUUCUGGAAGUC